Messenger RNA from Babjeviella inositovora NRRL Y-12698, 1134 nucleotides. RefSeq lists its product as uncharacterized. The record is from RefSeq and is a predicted model, not a curated record. Lineage: Eukaryota; Fungi; Ascomycota; Pichiomycetes; Serinales. The coding region runs from base 90 to 860 and encodes 256 amino acids. The transcript has a single exon.
CUACACUCCAUAUUGCCUUGGUCAGAUCUCAAAAACAUCGCACAAACUGGAUAUACCAGUAAACACAAUAGUUAUCGCAUCAUUUUCUCAUGCCCUUGGUAAUUCUCCACGGACCAGCCAUCUUCACAUACACCCUCGCCAACAUCAUCCUCGACCUGGGCGCCUUCCGAAACAGAACAAAUAUCCUCAUAGUGGAAACUCCAGGCGAGAACCAAUCCCAAUUUUGGUGUUACAACCCUACCAAUGAUUGCACUCAGUUUAUUCUUCACGAGAACCACAUUCUUCCCGUAGAGAGCAUGGUCCGUUCACACGGAAGGGACACGAUGAACAUGGAUAGAGUUCCUAACUGCAUUAUAUCGCUAAAGCUAGGUCCUCAUAAACCCCAAGGUUUCCUCUACAACCCGUCGGUAUACCUUCACCACCUACGGGCUAAGCUUGGGCAGACGGGCCUGGUCUCCUACACAUCGUUGCUCUCGCAUUACGAACUCUCGCAUCACUCACUCGACCGUUUGGCGCGCCAAUUUCAGGGCCAAGUGAUGACAUUUGACGCACUGAGUCUUGCAGAGCAAUCCCACUUGCUCCGACGCGCCGGCUCCGGGGUAUCCCUCUGCAACAUGCACUGCACCAACUUUGACCUCCCGCGUCUGUGUUUGGUGCCCAAUCGCGGCGGUGAAACGUACCAGAUCACCGGAAACUUCCACAGCCAGCUUACGGAGCAUUAUGUAGUACAAGGGCCCACGCUCACGAGCCACACUCUGGCUCUUGCAGAAUGCUUGCGCGUGGGGUUCCAAGUGUAUGAGGAGAUCAUCUAUCCGAAGUUCAUCCAUGGAGAAUUCCAUGCCAACUGGCAUAAAAUAUGAGAGCGGAAUGGUAGUUCAAACUUUAGACUUUUAGCGAUUAAACUUCCCUUUAAUGGGAACUAUGUUGUCGCUAUAAGGAUUCAACAUUGAGAGUUUGCCAGCAGAUUCCCUGCCAGCAGCAUUGCGGCCUUAAGCUUUUACUAUAACCGAAAUCUCCCGAAAUAGGUAGAUGAGCCAAUUACAUGUGUUUCUACCAAGUAUGAAGUUUAGUAGGGCUUUCAAUGCGAUUGCCAAGUUGCACUAAUCCUGAAUCUAACUCAACCUUAAAGCGUGG